AAGGGCAGUCCGCGUUUGGACCAAUCAUAGCGUUUGUUAGUUCACUGGCCGCUCUUGGAGACUCAGUCGUUCCCAUAAACAAGUUGAAAGUAACAUGAACAGUUAGCUGUUCAUUGCAAUUUACAUGUAUUAUUUCAAUGAACUCGACUUAAAUCAAUGGAUAUCUAUACAGUUUCGCCAGAGGUUUGUGCUGUGGCGCGUCUUCACAACUUACAGCAGGGAAAGUGUGGUGUCUUCAUGUCUAUAUGAGCAGGAACCAUACAUCAGUUUGAGAUUUUUGUGUUGCAUGAUCAUUAACUAUGGCAGAUCGUAAAGUGCAAACGCUAAGCAGGAGCCCCACCAGGUUAGUAGAAACUAGAUACCAAGAUACCCAUUUGUUCUGUAGAUUUUGGCGAAAAAGAAAACUGCAGACUAAGCAAUCAUCAACAAUCAUGUGUGCAACAGCUACGGUAAUUCAAGAUUCCUUCCACAUACAUUAUAUUCGAAUAGUCUGGGACGAAUCAAGCCGAAAUAUCCCAGCUGGAAUGCUUAUUUUACUUCUGUAAAGACAGGGUCUCCUGCCGUUGAUUCUCUUCAAAGUCAUUUUCUUUCUCUCUUUCUUUCUAAUAUUGUUUGACCCCAAAAGUAAAGCAUCUACAUCUGUACACUGAAUUGGAAAUUACAAUGAGUUGGUACAGCUUGCCUUCUAAUUUUGGCAAUGGCUCUCUAGUACAGAAUGUAACAUUUGAACAACCUAAGUCAAUUUUUUUUUUCUGUGAACUUUCUAGGAAGUUUAUGCAGUCUACCUUUCCCUCUACAAUGGCAGAUAGCAUGUCAGGUGACGAGUUAUCCUUGCAUCUAGGGAGACAAGUGGCACUUCAGAAUGAGAAAUACAAAGAACCAGAGCCUGCAGUGGAGGAAGUAUAUAAUAACUACGAUUGAUUUUCGGACAAGGGGGGUGACAGCUCAUACAAAGGCUGUUUUGGGAGAAAAACAAGUUUAUUCCAGGAAUCUUAAGAUUUUGCCUGGAAUCGGGAAACCUGGGAAAUUUUCCGAGAAGGCUGAUGAGAUAUUUUGGGGACAUUGAGCUAAGAUGUAUUUUGAUCCAUUAAGUUAAGAUUUGAUGUUAUGUGUUUGGAAAAUAAAAAAUUUUACAUACCACUUAUUUCUAGUGUCAAAAUGGUGUCGGCUCUACUCUGUGCUCAAGAAACCACAACACUCAGCACUCAUGAUUUAGAAAAAGGGAUUUUCCAGUAAAUCUAGAAAAUUUUCUUACUUGUGGCCAGUUACUUCUUGUAAGACCCUUCCCAACUGCCGGGCAUAUACCCUCAGUGUGAAAAAAAAAAAAUUACAUUCUUGUAGUAAAAGAUAGGUCAUUCUGUCUGUUUUAACAUGAUACUGUCAAAAACCCUUGAUUACAGACUAUACAAAUACAACUCCUCUAAAGGGAAAAAUAACUAAAUAAUCAACAAGUGUCAAAUUGACUCUAAAGUAACAAUUUAGGGGAGUUUUUUCAUGGGCAUGCCAAAAGUAAAAAAUACCGAAAUACCAACAAAUUCAGGAGGGUCUGCCAAAUCUCUGGGAGGACUUACUGUAAAUUCAUAGGACUACCCAAACAAUGUUUGUUAGAGUUGUCAACCCCCAUAAAGACAGGCCAAUGAGCUUGCUACUGUUGACAAAUUAUAGAACAUCAAUUGGGACUGGUGGAGAGGUGGGUUCUCCCUGAUAAUUUAUUUAUGACAAUACCUGUAGAUAUUUUUGUUUGUUAUAUGGCUACAGUAGUAUGCGCACUCUGAUUGGCUGAUUCUUGUAAUGACCGGGAAUUACUAGCUAGAUGUCCAAGGCAUGUACAAUCUAUGUUAUUGAUAGUGGAGAUCCUUAUGGAUGACCAUGUUAUGGUCAAAAGACAGCAGUCAAAAAGGGCAUCCACUGACCUGUGUCACCUGCCUAUAUUGUAGGCUCAAGUAUAUAACUCAUUGAGGUGACCUGUUAUCCGCUGGCCAGGCCUCGGUCUGUGAUUUCCCUGUAAUGACCUCACUCUCGGUUAAUUUAGUAGCAUAUUAAACUACACUGUAUCUCCAAAAUGAUAUUGCUGUAACCUUUUUGCAGGUGUCCCCGAGUUUUUUCUUUCUAAUUGACUUGCUCACUUCACUGGUAAAAUUUUUAUGUCUGGUGAUCAGAGUGCAUGUAAUGUUAUGUGAUGCAUGUACUUCAUUGUGUUUCCUUUUUUGGUAGAAGAAAGAAAAAACAGUGAAAAGAAAGUUCAGUAAAUUCAAAAACCAGCAGUCCCAUCAUGGAGUGAUUCUGCAGGGAACUGAGCAGAUGCAUGUUAAGAAAAAGGAAACUGUCACAACUGCAGAUGAAGAUGAUGAUCUGGACGAGUAUGAAGAAGAAAAUUUGAAGAUGAUAAAAGAAAAGGUAGAAUGCCUUUGAUUAUAUUGUACUAUCAUGAAUUCUUAACUAUUCUGUCACAUUUUAUUGACUUAUUUGUGAAAUCUAUUAGGUGUGUUUUGUUUUGGUGAGAUGGGCGAACUUACUUUAAAUAAUUUAAUCUUACUGGAAAAAACUGAGUUUGGUAUUUUGGACAUUAAUAAUUAAAGAGGUGGGUAUGCAUGGAGUUUCAAACUAGAAAUAAACUUAAGAUAGAAUAAUUUAUAAUCAUACAUGUACUCAUGAUACACAUGUAAUUAUGAUAAUGAUAAUUAUUAUCAUAAUGAUGACAAUAAAAAACUAUGAGAAAUUUUAUAAGCUAGAAUGCAAUACGCUAUUGUAGAAUACAUUAUUAAGAACAGAUGGUACAUUAUUAAUAGAGCCAAAAAAAAAAGAAAGAAAGAAAGAAAGGCAUGUGACAACCAGAAGACUUCUAAACUUCAUAAACACUGAGUACAUGCCAGGACUUUAUUUGUCCAUCCAUUAAUUAUCAUCAAAAUUUCUCACUCAGGAACAUGACGAUUUGAUUAAGGGGCUUCUUUUAUUGCGUGAAUACUACAAGACUGAAUACAAGAAAGCAUUGCAGGAUAAAAUUGAGAAGCAAAAGAAGACCUUCCAACAAAGACAGGCUUAUUUGGAAGAGGAAGCUAAAUUGUCACAGGAACUAGAGGUAAUCAAAUGCAAUGUGCAGGUUAUUUCAAAGAGACUGCCUCCAGUUCUAUGUAUUUUCCCGUUAGAAAUAAAUAUUAAACAAAAAACAAGUGAUGAAGGCAAAAUUAUUGCUUUGCAGCAAGAGGUGCGGCACAAAGUUUCUCAUAAGCUUCCAAGAUCGUUUGUACUUAAUGAUAGCCAAUUCAAGAGUGGAAUACAAACUGACCUAAACAAGGUAAGUAUAAAAAUUGGUUAUGGUGAUUGCUAUAAAAUGAAAAAUGAAUGAUUUCUGUCUCUCCCAUAAUCUGUUGAUUUGCACUCUGAUAAAAGGAAAGUGCUCAAAAUGCCUGUCUUACGGUUUUUUAAAUUGGUGCUAAAUCACACCAUUCUAUCGACUUGAUAAAACUAAAAACAUUAUUUUUCUGCCUUUCCCUACCCUGUGUACUAGUCAUUUUUGUUUAUUUCUAGUAAAGCAGCAAGAAAGAAGCAAGGGAGAUGUGCGAGGGAAAGAAAAAAGAAACAAAAUGAAAGCAAAAUCAAACAAAACAAAAACAAAAACAAUACUAGUCUCAGCAUUGCUUGACUCAGGACCAAGCAGCUGUGAAGGAGACUAAAAAAAUACAAGAGGUUAAAGGCGGGGGAUAUGGGGCGUUGGCCAAUCAACUACAUGUAGAACAAUAUUUUGUGGGAAAAGAGAACUUUUCUUGUGGGACAAAAGCAGGAAAUCCUGAGCAGGCAAGAUUGAGCCAUCUUUCCCACUUGCAGAACCAGCCAAAUAAUUAAAGAUAACAUUCCGGCCCUAUCCAAAAGUCACCGGACAGUCCGUAUUUGUUUAGUUUGUCAGACAUUUUAAAUACGCAAAGCACAUUUACAACAAUGGUGUCUUAGAAAUAAUUAUGUGCUCUUCGUCUCUCAGAUUAUUGGUCUUGAAAGCAAACUAAAGAAGGAAGGAUUUCUUAAGAAAAGUCAUGAAGUGAAAGAGUUUUGGGACUUUAUUACUGUACCUGAAAAUCUGCAGAGCGUUUUAGAACAAGGUACAUGAACGUGUUCUGUAGAUUUUGAGUGAGCCUGCUAAAAAUUGCCAAGUUAUAUUAUUUAGAAGAAUUCAUUUAACCAUCUCCAGCCUGCAGCAUCAAACAUGUUUUACCUUCUCCACCAACAUUGUAGGUCGGAGGGAAGAUACUCCCUAUAAUGGCCUAUACAGGAAGGCUCCGCCCCGAAAGGGGCACAUUUUUCAUGCUUCAGAGAUAUGUAUGGGAAGUAAUUUAACUUGUUGAAGUAUAUAAAAAUGUGGGGAAAUCUGUCAUUUCGUUGUGUUAAAAGACUCAAAAAAGCUAACAGAUGCAUUUAAUUUUUAUUGCUGAGAAAAUGUCAAGAAAAUGUUCUGGUUUGAAAGACAUUGCAUUUGCAGCGGUUGAAAGGAGUGCAAAGUUCUAAACUAGGUAUUUGAAAGGGGUACCAUUUGUCAAUAGAAGCUAUAUGAAAGGGUUACCUUUCUGUCAAAAUGGUAUAUACCGGUACAUGUACAACAUGUAAAAGGAUAAGGGGUUGGCCCUCGGGGCAGAGCAACCAUGUAUAAAAUCUUUUUGAACCAUUGUAUAAAACAUAUGCAUUUUUGACCAACCUUGAGGUCAAAUGGCAGGAUAUUGCCCAAGUGCAAUGUAAAAAAUGCGAAAAAAGAACCAGGCCAAUAUUCGAUAUCCAGCACUGAACAAGCUUGGUUAAUUAAGGAUUUAUUUUGUCCAAAACGAAAACGUUUUCUUGCGGCCAACGCCCAAUCAGAACACAGGAUUUGUCCCAUAUUUGUCAAGUACAUAUGUACUUCUUUCACUUAAGCCUAGUACUUCCUUGCCUCAAGUUAUCUUAAACCUUCCAUAUGUUUUUAUUGUGCAACUUUUUGCUAUCCACGUUAGGAGUCGGAUUAUCUCCAAAUAGCUUCCUUUUAAAAUGCUGGAGAACUAAAUUACGGCCAUUAUACGGACUUUUUUGAAGUCGUGAUUUAAACGAUCUUGUGCUACAUGUAGAGCCUAGCCUCUUGACUAUUGCUCGUUCUAGAAUUUGUGGAGGAUAUUCCAGCUCUUUCAGAAACUGUUAUGAAGAAUUUUAAAAUAAUUUUUGGUUUAGCAUUUGGACUCCAAAUAAUGAUAUGAGGCUAACUUUGUUGGAGCGUAAUUAAAGUAUAAAAAAUGAGCUGAAGUCUAUCCGCGUGUUCUCCUGUGUGUGGGAUAGUACAUGUAAGUUUAAACAAUCUGUUUGGUUGAUACAGGCGAGCUUACCUGGGAGACAAUUAAAAGGUACCACAAGGAACACAGUAAGGCUGUAUUAGCUGGUCAAGUAGAAAUAACACAACCGAAGCGCGAGGUAAAAACGAAGAGACUUCCGAAGGGAGCAGCAUCGUCAUGGAGGAGUGCAACACACGGCAUCAGAACAAUACUCACUGUAAGUAUUCGUUGGCAUACUGUAAUAAGAAUCGAGUCACGAGUUUUUAGACUUCAACUGUACCCGUAAAAGACACUUUUUUCCUAUUCAAGCACGUUUGGGUCCAAUGUCGUUCCGCCCAACGUUCGGAAUUUAUUUGACCAACUCGUGUUAGAAACCCAUAGUUAUUAGAAAGAUUAAGAGUCACGCUUACGGCAAAAGGCUAGCCUGUAUACAGACGUUGCUUUAUUUUCUGUUUGAUACUCGGCGAGCGCGCAAGAAAGAAAGGCGCGCUCGGUGGACUUUUAAGAGAAAAUAGAGGGUCUGUGAACAGGCUAGCGAAAGGCAGACGUAAGAUUCAACUUGAGAAAUUCUCAUAAUAGAAAAUGAUCUCUCAGACAGAUAAAAACAGCCCUAAACUAUCUUCAGUAUGGAUAAAACAGGCGUGAAUCUACCGAUAUCCUUGUAAUUAUAAUAAACAGUAAAAGACAAGUAAAGGGAAAACUUGGUCACUUGGUACAAAUUCACGUUUGCCGUUUUCCGCAAGAGUGACUCUCAAUCUCUCCAUUCACUAGUCACCGAACGUGUAGUUUUUUCGAAACUAGGACGGUAAUUAAAGCUCGCACUACUCCUAAAAGCUUCUUAUAUGUUUUGAUGUUUUCAUUCAUUUAGGCUGCACUCGCUUUCGCUUUUAGCUCGCCGUUUUUGUUUGUUGUUGUUUUUUUUUUUACACGUCCCUAGCCCUUCUUGAAAGGCUCCGUAGCUCGGUUUUUGGGCAAGUCUAAUUACUGCAUAAAUAAACCUGUUUAGUCAUCUUUUUUUUCUUUUUACGGACUGAGACGAAGAGUGACACUCUAUCUCGUUCGUCUGAUCAACACUUUUCGCAGUCACAAUUGAAAGUACAGGGGUCGUCACUGCAAACUUAAGUCUGUGUAUUUAUUCAUUUCUCAUUUUCAAUUUUUAAGCCUUCUAUUCCCUCUGAUGCUGGCCGCAAGUCAAGUUCCUUUGCAUCGAGCGGUAAGAGUAGAUCAAAGAAGACUCCGCCCUCGUCAGCAAUUCCUAUAGAACAACGAUUUCCCAAAGUGAGUAGUUACCGCAGUUGGAUUGUGUUAACUACUUAAGAAUGGGGCUACUUUAAGGUCUAUAUAGGUUUUAUUCUAAGAAUACAGUUAUUUCACAUUAACGAAAAAAGAGAGUGUGGCUCGUUACUUCUUCUUUUGUUUGUUUGUUUGCUUUUUUUUUCAAGAAGCAGGCUAGUAAGUAAAAUUAUAUCUAUCGUUAUCAUAAACUAAAUUUAAUUCUGAGGGUAUAAAUUGGGCGGAGUCGCAAAGCAACAGGGACCAAUACUGGGUACGUUUUCUCCCAACGCGAUCGUUACAAGGUCCGCGUAAUGUCAUCUCAAAACCGAAUUACUUCAUUUUUAUGUCGCGAUUCAACCGCUUUUCCCAACAAAACAGAACACAACUUUGUUGCGGGCGCUGAUAAGGAGAUAUGCAAGGUUUCAAAGUACGUAAUUUUUACGCUUAUAAUGUUAGAAUUUAAUUGAAUAAAUAAUGUUUUGAUUCUGAAUAUUUGGUAAUUCAUAAUUUUUUUAAGGUUGAGUUUCCACCGUUAGCAGCUUACAGAUUGGAGUUUGGCGAGAAAGAACCAGACCCUGAAGAAGUAAGGAGUUGUUUAUUAUCUUUGUUUUGUCUUGGUAAGUUUGUUCAAAAAAAACACUUAGCUACUUCACUGCCCUCCGUCUCCUGCUCUGGGUCCUGUUUUAGCGUCUCACAGUUGGUAAACGCACGUACACUUUCUUAUAUAUUUAUCCACAGUUCAAAAUAUGAUUCAUUUCAUGUAUUUUGAUUCAUGUCAUUUCCACAAUCGGGUAUAUUACGAACUCACAAUGGGUUGCUCUCCAGUUGGUUUGAUUAGCUCAAUGAAUGGAGCGUUGCAUCCGGUCAUCGCAAUGGUCUGUGUUCGAUUCCCAGUCAACCGUUCAGGUUGUUGAUUCUACUGCGAAUAUCAUGUUGACUUUCCUACACAACAAUGUCGGUACUAACGUUGGAACACGUUGCCUCUUAAAAGGUCAGGAAGCAGGAAGAAGCGUUUAAGAGGCUGGAAGCAAGGAAUGGUCUAAAAAGAACUCUCAACACGAUGUUCUCGCACGCGUUGGCUAACAAGGCUGCCACUCACCGGUAAGACCAUGACUUGUUCUUAGGUUACAGUACCGCUCAAAAGUAAGUUAAAAGUCACUCGCGUCUCGAUGCUUGAGACUCGAUUCUCGACUCUCGAAACUCUCGCGUCUCGAGAGUCGAGUCUCGAGUAAGUUCACACCCUGAUUAUACUUUGCGCUGGCACGAUAGGGCUUCUGUUCUGACGGUUCUUUUGGCGCGAUUUCUUUAAAGGUGCAAAGCUACGCCGCGCCGAUCUCUAAAGUGAAGAGUCACAUAAAAACCUAUCCGGUAUGAGAACACACCUAUCCGAUAUUCACCAGAUCAAAUCUAAUUAAAGAUUUAUAGGGUUUUACAUUUGCCGUACAUUUCUCUGCGCACUGAUCUAAAAAAGCCACCGAUAAGUACAGUUAUAUUGCUGUCAUGCCGAAAAAAUUCUUUUGAAUUAUUCUUUCUUUCGUCAAAAUGAAUUCCAAAGAAUGUGAGAUCUUAAACCUUAUCUUGAAUUCUCCCACGACGAAGCUGGAGUUCUGUGUAGCUCAACUUACCCUGGUCCAUUUAAAUAUUGAAAACGGGGACAGUUUUUUUUCUUUUUCUUUUUGUUUUACUUUUCUUUUUCAAAAAAGAAAAGAAAAGAGAGAAAAGCUCAGCCUAUUUCUAUUAGCCCAUGUGCGCAGCCGUAUUUGUCUCGUCAAAAGGAGUGGGAAGGGGCUGUGUGGGAGACUCAGCCUGUUCCAAGUGUUUAUCUACUGAGGAACAGCGCGUUAUGUAAAGCCUUUUCUUCCUGCGCCGUUUUUACUUAAUAAACCAAGCUACGCAUGUCCUUCCAUGCCGUUACCUACAAUCUGAACGCCUGGAACAGGGUAUUCACUCCUCUAUUAUCGACUCAAAUAGAAAUUUCUAAUUUCUCACAAUUGUGUGUAUUUUGAUUCGUGCAGGCUCAUGGAGAAAAAUGAAGACUAUAAUUUCGAAAGCCUCUCUGGAAUAGCCAAUUUUGAAGAGGUAAUUCAAACUAAACUAACUGAGUGAUUGAUGUUAUAUAUUCGCAACAAACGACAGCUAGCUCGCAAAAACAGCUGACUCUUCUCGCUCCUCGCCGUGGCGAAACGUCCCUAUAGCGGCGAGGAGCAAAGACAGACGGCUUUUUUCGCAAAUUAAACGACAACCGUUGUUAAUGCCAUACAAUUUGCACCACGUGCACAGUUAGGCCCGUUUCAAACGUCGUGCCUACUGCCGUGCCGAACUCAAUCGAUCGAGUUAAAUUCGACUUUAGCCGGGCAACCCUUUUCCGUGCUACACGGCAGUAGCUCGACUUGGUUUCAAACGUCGUGCUACCGCCGCGCCGAACUCAAUUCAUGAAUUAUAAAUACAUUAGAAUAUAUUUAAAAGUUUGCUAAACCGUUUCUUUAUUUUUGUGUUUUGUUUUUGGCAACAGCCGUUCCAUUCGACUGUCAUUGUGUGAAUUAAAUUCGACGUCUGAAACCAAGCCGUGCUAAUGUCGUGCUGCAGUCGAGCUACAGUCGAGCCAGCUUAGCACGGCAGUAGCACGACGUUUGAAACAGGCCUUAGUAAAAGCUAGUGGAGGAAGGGAAAGACCAGUAGAAUUAAAUAAACAAAACAAAACAAAAGAAAAAUGAAAAAACGUCGUAUUUUGAACUCCUCGUUUGGUGAUAAUGCUAAUGUUUUCAUGCUUGGACGUUUUUCUUCGCUGGUGAGUGCUCAGUUCCUUUUAGUCAGAUAGGCUCGUGUUUUAGUGUAUUGUUCUUCAUGGUCUGUUACUGAUUUCAACAUAUUCGUCUUCAUAUUUGCUGUGUCUUGUUUUGUUGUGGUAGAUUCACGAACUAGCCAGUGUGAAACUUAAACCAAGCGCGGGAAGCGCCAGCAAGAAACCACAAUCAAGAAAGUCAAGUGGCAAAAGUACAGGUAAAUUUUGUACCGGAUUUUCCAGUCUGACUAGGUUACGGCUAUUUCGAGGAAGGUUGUCGGAAAAAAUGUGCACGCGACAAUCCCGAAAGGUAAUAUGGGAUAUGCGCAAUACAAUGUUCCUGACACUGUAGCUGUCGAACCUACUUUUUUUGCUUUCCUUUAGCACUCAAAGACUUACGUCCAUGGCCUCUCCUGCCAUUCUUUCAAAUUUCUUUAAAAAAAAAACGGUGAACUCAAAACCACCCACAAGACCUUUCGGGGUUGUCGCGUGCACUUUAUCCGACAACAUUUCUCAAAAUAGCUGUAUGCAGGCGUAUUGCCUCCACAGAUUCCCUUUAUGAACUGAGUAUUUGACAAUUGGAUCCGUCAGUUGUUGCCAUAGCCUGGGAAAGCAGCUAACAUUUUGCGACCCCACCAUUGGUUUCCCCGCGAAAAGAGCAAAUUUCCCACGCGGCAGGACCAAUCAGAAGCGUUACCCAGAUCUGGGUAGCGACACGUCAUUAGUAUGGAAUUUCUGCGCUCGUUUGUCAGAAAUCAUUUCGCGUGGAAACUAGUGGUGGUGUCGCGAAAUGUUGGCUGUUUUCUCAAGCUUCUUUUGAAUAUCAGUUUCACGACUUGAGCAAGUGAUGGGUAUCACACAUGGAUGGUUCAUUGUAGCGAUUCCCUGCUAGCAGAGGUCUCUCACGGACAGAGAAGAAGGAGAUGAGAUAGAGAGACCUCUCGCGGCCUCCAUACGUUUUUUAUCACGCAUCCACUUGCGUUCCCUUGAGAACUGGUGACGUUUCAGUCACGUGCGAUACAACUUGCAGAACCGGUUUGCGUGAUAACAACUUUCAUUAGGGCACGCACAUUCCACCUUAAACGAAACCAGUUUUGAAAACCAGGAAGUUUCGACCACAAACGUGGUCGGUGGCUACAUGAAAGGAUGCGUCUGAGGCCGGCAGAGGUCUGUCUCUUUCCUAUCAUUUUUCUCUUGCCUUGAGAGACCUUUGUUAGCAGAGAAUGGUAGUGGAUCAUGUGGAACAGAGGAAAAGGAAACCGGGUUAUCUGGCUAACAACUGAUUCGAGGUACACAAAGGAAAUCACUAAAUUGUCUUUUCCAAUGAUUAGAUGGAAAAUCGCCCGCCAAGAGCCGGAGUGUAUGCAGUAGAAAAACUAAUACACCAGAGAAUGAUACCACAGACAGAAGCGAAUCCAAUAUAUCUCUCUCCUCAAAGGAAGAGUAAGUAAAUGCUGUCGGGGGAAAGAAUAAGACUCUUUUAAAUUAGUAUAGAGCAGCUGAGUGCAGAAUAUUGGGUACACUAGAAUACCGAUUUUCCGAACCACCUUGGGACAAGUAAAUUUGUUCGAAUUAUUUUAGACUGCAAAACAGUCCAUAUUUUUCCGUAUUCAAGUACGCGCGAGCAGUCAAACAAAUGGUCUGGGCGAGGCUGACGGGCGCGUGAGGCUCGCGCGCUUCGCGCGUGUGAGACUCUUACGCUACACUAAACCGAUUUUGAGAAACAAGCCGAAUUUUUUCCCAGUCUAGAAUUAUUCUAGUGAAAGCUUGAAAAAUCCUGGGUAAAAUUACAAUGUUUAGCUGGUGAAGGGACUUAGAUUUGGUUUGAAUCGUCGGGAAUUUCGAUAAGCCGACUGGUCAAGAAAUCGAGAUUCUAAUAUGUGCUACAAGUAAAACACUCCGUGGACAAUUUAGAUUAGGGAUUUCCGAUGGAAUCUUUGGAACCUAGCACACAAAUUAAGCAUCCUACUGAUGAAUCACUGAUAAACAGUUGCAAUUUUAUACAUAUUUUCUGCAACAACAAUUUCUCAUCUGUCCCGUUCGGAUUUUUACUUUUCACCAGUCUUACAAUCCAAAUCCCAUCAUGCGAAUAUGCUUUUAUAUAAUUGUCAACAUUCUUAAAAGUUUGUCACAUGAACCUAGUUUAGCGGCCCUAGUUCCCAUGAGUCUCCUGUAGCCCAGUUUUAGUUAACUCCUUUAAGUACUCCUUUUUUGUGAGAAUCGUCAAAGACUGGUACAGUUUGCCAAAUCAUCUCUUCACUGACGAAAUUAACGUUAACAAAUUUAAAAAAGGCUUAAAAAGAUGGGUGAAGAUUUAUUGACACAGUAGCUCAUAUUUCAAUUGUAUAUAUUUUCAUUUUAAAAAUCAUUCUUACUAUACCAUUUUGUACUUGCACUUAUGAUUUUUGCGCGCGUUUUUUAUAAUUUGUUAAAUAUUUUAAAGUUCAGUUAGGGAACCGUUUCUCGCGGUCCACCUUUUCAAAUAUGUAUCGUAUAUCAUUUUUAUUUGCAUAUAAGUAUUUGAAUAAAGUAUUAUUAUUAUAGUACAUCUUGACUUGUAACCCGCAGAAGUUCAUAGUUUCGACUAUUUCUGUAAAAACUCGGAUUUUAUUUGUUUAUUUAUUUGUUUUUAUUUAUUAUCUAUUUUUAAGCGCCUUCCACUGACUUAAGAAACAUUAUUUUCUUAUCCGUGUUUCUUUUCAGCUUAGUAGUUGAACUUCCACCUCUGACGCUGAACCAACUGGCCAAAGAUUGUGAUGUCAAGGUACUGAAACCUAAAAAAGAAUUACUUAUAGCUGUCCAUAUUCAUAAUGAGCAGAUAGCAUAUCUGGAUCAUUGACUCAGUGCUUACAGAAAAUAAAGAAAAAGUCACAAGCCAGACCUUAGCCUGCGUAACAGGUGGCAGUUUUGAGAGGGCGAAGGGGGAAAUUUCGAGGACACGCGCGCGGCUAGCAAGACCUGAAAGAAAAAACAGACCUUUACCAUUUCUGCACAUAAGAAACAUCAGAAACAGCGCUUGAAUAGGUCCAGAAGAUGUAUAACUAUUAAAGUGUUGUGCUUGCCUUUGUUAAUUUUUCUACGACGAGUUAACCAAGCAUAGGCUUUUUGAAACACGAACAAUUAACCUGUGUGUCCUCUUGAGACAUAAGUGGCCUUUUAUUAGCAGCAAAUCUAAUGUCUAGUGUUCUUUUUACUUUUUUUCUCAGGAAUCCAAGUGUCUUAGCACGUUUUGGGUUAACCCUGUAGCAAAACGGACCUUAAACAGCUACGAAGAUUGGAAAUCAGCGCCGAUUGUUUCGUAGUCCUUUUCUUAGACGGAGAAAAACUCUAAGGAGCCGGCGCUGCUGUGCGUUCCUUAUAAAUGUUCCGAAAGAUACUGCGAUAAGCCAGAGGAAAAUAAAGCGUUUUAUGCGUCCAUACCGAUACAACUUGGAAAGUUCAGAGAAAGACGCCCGGAGAAAACACACUUUACUUAGUACAGAGCUGUUGUUGAUUCAGUCCGUUUGUCCUCACCUCUGAUAACAAGCACCAGGCUGCUUUUUAACACCAAGGUUCAUUGCGAUGGCUCUUUGAUUGAAGCUAACAAUCUCCCUUCUCAAGUCUUAUUCAAGUUGUGAUGCCAUUCUACUCUUUAAUUUACUUCACAUCUUAAACAUUUUUUUUCCUUCGGGAGCGACCAUUUGCCCGUCCAAUCCGGCACUGGUAAUAUUUAUCCAAUAUUUUAUAUAUUGUCGUAAUGAGAAUUUGAACUGGCCAGUCUUAAAGAGUUCAAAAUCUCCGGGAGAUGAUGAAGUUAUGAAUUGAUCUCGUUAGCGCUAAAUAUAAAUUAUUUCAAAUGCCACAGAAGGAAUAAAACAAUUGCAUCCCCC
This is a messenger RNA of Porites lobata, 13208 nucleotides long. The record is from the annotation of a GenBank genome assembly. Lineage: Eukaryota; Metazoa; Cnidaria; Anthozoa; Scleractinia; Poritidae.